UCUAAUCUUUCGCCCCUCAAUAUGGCGCCAGUAGCUCCCCUCGUGACGAGGCUCAAGGUGCAACUCAAGCUCUCGAUAUCCAGACUUCGGAUGGUUCAGCAGAAGGAUACCGCAAAGGCGAAACAACAGCGAAGAGAAAUGGCGCAUCUUCUUGAAGCUGGCAAGAUCCAAUCCGCCAGAAUACGCGUCGAGAACAUCAUCCGAUCCGAUAUACAAACCGAACUGCACGAGAUCCUUGAGCUGUACUGCGAACUCUUGCUCGCGCGAUCCCAGCUCCUCGAUCCUCCGGUUUCGCCGCAAGGAGGUGUCUCCACACAGAUCCCCCUGGAUCCUGCCCUAGAGGAAGCCGUCCGGAGCAUCAUAUAUGCAUCUCCUCGAACAGAGAUCAAGGAGCUCCACGCAGUCCGCGUGCUGCUGGUGGAGAAGUUCGGAAAGGACGUUGCGCUCGCGAGCAUGGAAGGGGAGGGUGUGGCAGAGAAAGUGAUGAAGAAGUUAAAAGUAGAGACACCGAAGGAGGAGCUUGUAGACGCAUACCUUACCGAAAUUGCGCGGUUCUAUGGCGUACCUUUUGGAGAAGACGCGACGCCCGACGAUGAGGACGAUGACGAACCCUCGGGCGGGAUUGCAGAUGAGGCAGAUGGGGAACUCGAGCCUGCGCUGGAAGCCGACACUGGUAAAGCCAAGCCGUCGAAAGAAGAUGAGGAAGAGGAACUCGUCAAGGCGACGCCACCCAAGAAGUUUGGCCCGCAGAGUCCACUGAGGGUUGUGCCACCGAGUCCCAGUACAGACAACGUGGCGCCUAAGUUGAAACUCCCUGGAAGUGCGACGGCGAAGCUGAACAAGCCUGAAGUCAAGAAGCCAGCGGCUAAGAAGGAUGAUGGACCUGGUGGCAAGAUCCCUGAUGUAGACGAGCUGGCGAAGAGGUUUGCGCAGCUAAAGCGUUGA
Molecule: messenger RNA, 945 nt
Organism: Periconia digitata
Lineage: Eukaryota; Fungi; Ascomycota; Dothideomycetes; Pleosporales; Periconiaceae
Source: the annotation of a GenBank genome assembly